Messenger RNA from Acanthaster planci (crown-of-thorns starfish), 3282 nucleotides. RefSeq names its product scavenger receptor cysteine-rich domain-containing protein DMBT1-like. Lineage: Eukaryota; Metazoa; Echinodermata; Asteroidea; Valvatida; Acanthasteridae. Gene Ontology annotation, cellular component: membrane. The record is from RefSeq and is a predicted model, not a curated record.
UACAACUUCGUUAACUUAAAGCCAGAUAAAAUACCGACUGAAUUUAUCCUUUGUGGAAACAUUCAUUAUGAAAACAACUCCCUGUAAGAUCUUAUACAAAACAGUAUUUGUGUCCUGAAAUCUGCGCAAACUGUCCCCAUGGCUUGGUGCCAAGGCUUUAGGCCUAAGCAAAUAUUGAACCAGCCACUAAACACCAUCCGUGUUUACCUGGUCGCCUGGAAUGGCAGGCUUGUCACAAAAGGCUCACUCAAGCGAAUCGCUCGAACACAACUCUCAAGGCCGGGCGGCCAUGAUAGAUGUAUCGAUCCGGUUUGUCAACUACACAGUCAAACUACACGUCAGCAGGCUUCAAAAAUCCAGACAGUUCAUCUUCUAUGCUAAAGCUGAUGUCGAAAGCGACCAUACGAGAAUUUCUAGGAAGUCUCUUGGGCAGGUAACCUCUCCUGCACUAAAAGUGACAAAGGAUUUGAUGCUGGACGAAAACACCAUUUACAACGCCAAACAAACAGCGCAUCUAAAUCUUCUCUACAACUUGGCAUCAGCUGGAUCUGGCGGUUUGGCCGGAUGUUUUACGACAUCAUUACACACAUGAGAUCAUUGUUCAAGGCCUUCCUCCAUUACGGAACUAGCAUCUGAAAGACUUCGUGUCAAUCGAAAACAGCUAGGAAGAUCCCCUUCUGAAUGACUUCAACUUCAAAAUCGCAGUUGCACGUGAAAGUUGAUCGACAGGAUGUGAUAUACAGGAUUUUUUUCAACAUAACUCUGCGUGGUCCUUUUCUCGUUGGGUAGGCCUACUAAGCAGUGACCGUCGAUCUUAAUCAUACAUGAUUAUGGAGGUGCAUAACAACAGGCGGAUAGCUGGACCACUGUAGUUCACGAAAUGGUGCAAACGACAGUCUGGACUUAGCUCUGUAUGGACACUCGCCGUAAGUUGCUAGCCAUCAUGGGUUUGAUGAUGUCGAAUACGCGUGGCCUGAGACUGGGGGCGUUUGUUACUCUAUCAAUCGCUUGGGCUUCUGGAUUGAUUUCGGGAGAAAUCAACACAGACCAGAAUUCAAUCAGAUUGGUCAACGGGUCGACAGUCUAUCAAGGGCGAGUGGAGAUUUACCGGAACGACACGUGGGGUCGAAUCUGCGACUCCGGGUGGGGCAUGGACGACGCGUACGUGGCGUGCCGGCAACUCGGCUACGGUACGGCCAAGAACGCCACGGGUGGGACUAGUUUCCCUCCAGGCGGCGGUCUCUACUGGAUGGACCGGGUUGCGUGUGACGGCGAGGAGGAGAGCCUAGCUAAGUGUUCAUUCGACGGGUGGGGAGUGAUCUCUGGCUGUCCGCUCAGAGACACCGCUGCGGGUGUCGUCUGCCAGGCCUAUGAACCGACAGAUGCAGUCACCAUCCGUUUAGAAGGCAGCUCCAACUCCUACGAGGGGCGUGUUCAGGUCUUCUACAGUGGGGCGUGGGGCACGAUAUGUAGCGACCACUGGGGGCUGGCCGAGGCCAACGUGGCGUGUGGACAGCUUGGCUUCGAUGGUGUACAGGUGGCCACCGACGCCAAGACUUUGUUUGGUGCGGACUUGACCAGCCCCAUGUACUUAUCAGGACUAAGAUGUCAGGGCAUUGAGACUAAUCUAGCCCAGUGCGCCCGAGACAGCUGGUUGGACGACAAGUGCAGCAGUCAGGACUGCGACGCAGGCGUAGUCUGCAUUUCCGAAGACACACCAGCGGACGGAGACCUCCGCCUUACCGGGGGCAGCACGGCAUCGGCCGGCCGGCUAGAGAUCUACCAUCUCGGUGUCUGGGGCACCGUGUGUGACGACGAUUGGACAGAGAAUGCAGCCACGGUAGCCUGCAGGGAGUUGGGGUACAACGGGGUUGAAUUUGCGUUGGACCACACUGAUUACGGCAGACACACGGGUACCAUUCACCUAGACAACGUCCACUGCACGGGUCGCGAGUCCCGUCUCACGUACUGUUCGCACAACGGGUGGGGAGAACAUAACUGUGUCCACUCGGAAGAUGUGACGCUGAGAUGUGCCGAUGAAAGCCCCGAUCCGGCGCCUCCAUCAACAGGCACCAUUAGUUUGCCCAUGAGUUCAAUCAUAGGAAUCAUCAUAGCGUGUAGUGUGAUCGUCUCCUGCGCUUUGAUGAUCGUCCGCUAUCUCCACUACCGGCAAAAGAUUUCGCUGACGGCGAAUCGGAACAACAGGGUCCGAGCUCUGAGCCGGCCAGAUUCGGCGAACUCGUUCCGCUACCCGAUACGGGGCAGCUCCGGUUUGUUCUUGGUCAACGGGAUGCGUGUCGACCCGACCUUGCCACCGCACGGCCUGGAGCCGCCGGACUACAGCAGCAGUCCCUGGAAGCCGCCCGAACUCCCCCAGGAGCCGCCGCCGUCUUACGAGGCCACGGUGGCCCAUUAUCCGGAAGCUCGCACGGAUGGCGUGUCGUCGCCGGUGGCACCGGAUUACGACGCGACGCUCCUGCCGAACGCAGUCGACUUUGGACAGCAGCCCAGCCCGUAUCAACGGCGCCAUGGUCUCGGGGAAUCAGUGUCCUCGUUUGAACCGACGAGUACACCUCCCAGCAGUCCCAUGCCUCCCGUGGAUUAAUUCUGUCUUUCAUACCGUUCAAACUCUAUCGUGCCAGACACCUACCAAAGUCUUUGAGCAAAACUUUCAAGGAGCAUGUCAAGUCCCACGCAAAAGUAACAGUGGCUUGGCUCCAAUUUUCUCUCCCCUAAAAACCUCCAGGCGAAUAAAGAGAAGAAUCUGGAAAUGUGGAAGUGGGUUUCAGUUUUUGAGAUAUUUGUGACACAUACAAGCUGUGUCUUGGUACUCUACACAAAUCUGAGGUACAAUGUGCUGACGUUACUGGACAAUCUCCGGGACAAUCUCCGGGACAAUCUCCCGGACAAUCUCCUGGACAAUCUCCCGGACAAUCUCCUGAACGUACUCUAAUUAUUGUGUGCUUACGUGCCCUCCCGAACUUAAAUGGUUUUUAAACACUUCAGAUUUUUAAAGCCUGGUUUUGAUAGUAAUGUCAAAGUUAGCGAUGUUUAAACUUCUUUUCUUUGUAAAACAAUGAUUCUAAAGAACUAUGCAAACUCCUUCCGUCUAACGGUGUUGCUGAGAAUAAUAGAAGUGUGGUUGAUUUUAAUUUUGAAAGAGUAACCUAUUUCUAAAUUCCAUCUACUGACAACUUUCCGUCCAGUGACAUAUUUGACAAAAUUAGGAUCUGAAAAGUAAGUAUUCUUUUAAUAUUAAAGCAAUUUCAGUUGAGCAAGUAA